UCCACACUUUCAUUCACUCUCUGCUCCCUGCAAGACACACACAUUCGUAAAAAGUACAGAAUUAAUCAUGACGACUUCUUGGGUGUGGAUUUCCAUCGUUCUUGCCGUCGCCUCCACGGCCUAUGCUCAGCGUCCCAUUACCGUGUGGUUGGAGUCGACCCGGAGAACCAACUGGGGGGACUGGGCGGAAGAGGCCAUCUGUCCAGAGGGGACAUUCGUGACGGGAUUUAGAACCAAAAACCAGCCUGAUCAAGGGAUAUUUGUCGACGAUACGGCGAUGAAUGCGGUCGAAUUAGUGUGCAAGGGUCCGGAAGGGCCCGCAACGUACAUCAAGUCAGGGGAAGCGCUGCAUGGAAAUUGGGGUACAUUUUACGAAUGUCUGGCGCCUGCGAGGGGGACCGGCUUCCAAAUGAGGGCAGAAGGGCCUACGUUGGAUAACACGGCGGCCAACAAUAUUGCUCUUUAUUGCGAUGGGAGCAGGAUGGAGGGGAACGGAAACACGUGGGGGGAUUGGACCGAACGACUCAAUUGUCCGACUGGAACACUCUUGUGCGGAUAUAAGGCUCAGAUUGCGGUUCAACUUCCGUCAGCCAUUGAUGACACUGGUCUGAAUAACCUGGACAUGGCUUGUUGUUUGGAGUCAUCUUGAGUGACAGGACAGGGCACCACUCAAGUACAUUUUUUAUUGUGUGUGAUCCAUUAAAAUGUAAACCGUUUAACGAAAUCAAAAAAUUGUUCACAACAAUAAACUUGUAAAUAAUUAGGA
Molecule: messenger RNA, 766 nt
Organism: Folsomia candida
Lineage: Eukaryota; Metazoa; Arthropoda; Collembola; Entomobryomorpha; Isotomidae
Product: vitelline membrane outer layer protein 1 homolog
Exons: 3
Coding region: 68-649 (193 amino acids)
Source: RefSeq, a predicted model, not a curated record